This is a messenger RNA of Choloepus didactylus (southern two-toed sloth), 936 nucleotides long. RefSeq names its product olfactory receptor 2G3-like. Gene Ontology annotation, cellular component: membrane. The coding region runs from base 1 to 936 and encodes 311 amino acids. The transcript has a single exon. Gene Ontology annotation, biological process: G protein-coupled receptor signaling pathway. The record is from RefSeq and is a predicted model, not a curated record. Gene Ontology annotation, molecular function: olfactory receptor activity; G protein-coupled receptor activity. Lineage: Eukaryota; Metazoa; Chordata; Mammalia; Pilosa; Megalonychidae.
AUGGGGAUAACCAAUAGCAGUGUCAGUGGACAGUUCAUCCUGGUGGGCUUCUCUGACCAACCCCAGCUGGAAAAGAUACUCUUUGUGGUUGUUUUGGUGUCCUAUCUCCUUACACUUGGGGGAAAUACACUCAUUAUUCUGAUCUCCUCCAUAGAUCCCAAGCUCAGAACCCCCAUGUACUUUUUCCUCACUCACCUCUCCCUGGUUGAUAUCUGCUUUACCACCAGCAUUGUCCCCCAGCUGCUGUGGAACCUCAGGGGACCAGCCAAGACCAUCACAUCCUUGGGCUGUGCAGUCCAGCUCUACACCUCCCUGGCACUGGGCUCCACUGAGUGUGUUCUCCUAGCUGUAAUGGCUUUUGAUCGUUAUGCUGCUGUUUGCAAACCCCUCCACUAUGCCUCUGUGAUGAACCCACGGUUAUGCUAUGCUUUGUCAGGGGUUGCAUGGCUGAGUGGACUAGGAAACACUCUCAUCUCAGGCACUGUCACCCUCUGGCUGCCUCGCUGUGGACACAGGAGACUCCAUCAUUUCUUCUGUGAGGUGCCCUCCAUGAUCAAGCUUGCAUGUGUGGACAUCCAUGCCAUCGAGAUCCAGAUAUUUGUUACUUCACUGGUCUUGCUGCUCCUGCCCUUAGCCCUGAUAUUGAUGUCCUAUGGACAUAUAGCCAAGGCAGUCUUGAGGAUCAGAUCAAUCCAGGCCUGGCGCAAGUCCCUGGGAACAUGUGGUUCUCACCUGACGGUGGUGACCCUCUUCUAUGGGACCAUCAUAGCUGUCUACAUCCAGCCCAACAGCUCCUAUGCCCACAUUCAUGGGAAAUUCAUCUCCCUCUUCUAUACGGUACUGACACCGACCCUCAAUCCUCUCAUCUACACGCUGAGGAAUAAAGAUGUGAAAGGAGCACUGGGAAGACUAUUUCACAGAGAACUAAGCUCAUAA